Molecule: messenger RNA, 501 nt
Organism: Panicum virgatum (switchgrass)
Lineage: Eukaryota; Viridiplantae; Streptophyta; Magnoliopsida; Poales; Poaceae
Product: atherin-like
Exons: 1
Coding region: 1-501 (166 amino acids)
Source: RefSeq, a predicted model, not a curated record
AUGGGCACGCCCCUCCUCCCUCCCUCCACCGCGCGGCCUCGAGCUCUCCGGCGCUCCCCUGAGGUGGCCGGCGGCGGCCUCCCUCCUCCCUCACCACCGGCGGACCCCGAUGGCGCCGCGUCCCCGGCCGCGUCCCUCGACGCGGCGGCAAGAUCUCCGGCCGGCCUUCUUCCAUCCUCGGCCUCCCCUGCCUCUCCUCGCCUCGCCGGGGUGCGCGGAGGUGCAAGACCUGCGGCCGCGCGCGGGGCGGAAGACGCGGCGGCGAGGCCCAGGCAGAGGAGGCGAAGGCGGAGGAGAGGCGGAGCUCGCUGGCUCGCGGCGCGCAGGGCAGCGGAGCUUGCGAGGCGGCAGCCCGCGGAGGUCUACGAGGCGGGGGAGCUCGGACGGGGCGGGAGCCAUGCCGGCGCGUGGCGGACAUGGCGGGGAUCGAGGCGGCGGCGCCGGGUAGCCGUGGGUGCGGCGGGGUGGUGCGAGGCGGAGCUGCAGCGCGGCGCCCUGUAA